Phytophthora nicotianae INRA-310 is the source of this 1428-nucleotide messenger RNA. RefSeq lists its product as hypothetical. The coding region runs from base 193 to 930 and encodes 245 amino acids. The transcript is spliced from 2 exons. NCBI's taxonomy places the organism in Eukaryota, Oomycota, Peronosporomycetes, Peronosporales, Peronosporaceae. The record is from RefSeq and is a predicted model, not a curated record.
GCAAGGAAUGCAUCAUUAUUGCGCUUGAGACGAGUUUCGACACUGCAUAACCUUCGGACACGAAGGGAUAGCCUGCACCAACUAAUGUAGCCGCCUUUGGUCUCAGCUUUCUGGUCUUCCAACAUUGUCAUUAUCUCAUUUGCCUCGCCCCGAGCAAGCCUCAACCAAAGCAGUUAGUCCCUCAAGUCCACGAUGAGCGCGGUAGCAUACGACAUGAAGUAUCGCUUCCUGGGCAACACUGGACUGUUGGUGUCCAAGUUCGCGGUCGGCAGCUUCGUCACGUUCAACACGCAACACGAUUUCGAGAAAACCUACACCAUCAUGGAGCAUGCUUUCAAGAACGGUAUCAAUUUCUUCGACAACGCUGAGGCGUUCGCGGACGGCGAGUCGGGGCGGUACAUGGGCAAGAUCAUUGACACUGGUAUCGAACGUGGACUGUGGGCUCGUGAGGACCUGGUCAUUAUCACCAAGAUCUUCUUCGGAGCGAAGAUGUUCUCCGGUGGUGGUGGUCCGAACGACACGGGUCUGAGCCGCAAGCACAUCGUGGCGCUCAAGCGCUUCGGCCUGGACUACGUGGGCCUGAUCUUCUGCAACCGCCAGGAUCUAUACACGUCGAUGAAGGAGAUUGUUCGAGCGACGAACUACGUCAUCGAGCAAGGGUGGGCGUUCUACUGGGGUACGAGUGAGUGGACUGCGACGGAGAUCAUGGAGGCAUGCGAGGUGGCUGACCGUCUUAGCCUCACCCGACCGGCUUUCGAUCAAACUCGCUACAACAUUCUCGACCGCUCUUGUGUUGACUACGACUUCGUAAACCUGUACAAGAAGUACAAGUACGGCGUGACGGCCUUCUACGCGCUAGCCGAUGGUGUGCUGAUGGGCAAGUACAGCAAUGGUAUUCGCGUAUCACCAUUCCGGCGUUCAAGACGCUGAUCGAAAACAGCCUCGAGGAGAAGACCGCCAAGGUGCUGUAGCUUGCUGAGAUUGCCAAGGACACCCUACCGCAACUGGCUAUUGCCUGGAGCGUCUCGAACGAGAACGUCUCGACGGUGCUGUUUGGCGCAUCGAGAAUCGGACAGCUCGAUGAGAACCUGAAGGUUCUCGAAUUUGCCGACAAGAUCACCCCGGAGAUCCGUGCGAAGAUCGAUGCCAUCGCGCAGUUCACGCCUAAAGUGCCCCAAGUACAGGCGUUCGUGCACGAAAUGCGUGCCAAGUGGCUGUAAGCAGCACCGUCAAUCGAAGCGGUUUGGUCUUGAGGUAGGCCGUGCAUUAGACGCCGUGUGAUCCUUCUUCCUCGAAUAACAAAAAAAAAGAAUCAUGCUAGUGUUCCUACCAACUCAUCCAGUUUUGUGUAUCAUUCUGUCGUUAGUAUUGCCAUAACCUGAAAAAUAUCACGAACAAGAAGCUAGGUCAGGUUGUGUAUCUUUGAGC